AUGGCCUCCGGGACUGGAGGGAGCUGGGGUGAUCGCCCACCGCAGGAUGCAGCCCCGACGCCCUUCUCAUGGACCGUCCCACCGUCGCCCCCGCAGCCGCGCCACGUGAAGGAAGACCUGCUGGAGCUGAUGAUGCUGCAGAACCUGCAGAUGCACCAGCUGCUCCUGAGUCGCCAGGUGGCUGCAGCGCUCAACCCCUGGCCAGUCGGUUCUGGCCCGCAGGUCUACCUGGAGGUUCCGAAAGAGGAGGUUGAGGAAGAGGAGCUGGAAGCCCCAGAGGAAGGGCCUUUGGUGCUCCAUCACCACUACCUGCCCUGGCUGACUCCGGCUCUGGGGCCUUUCCUAUCCCCUCCCCUCCCUCAGCCCCACCUGCAGGACAUGCCCAGGAUUCAGCGGCUCUCUCUGGCCUCCAAGAAAAGGCGGGUGAGAGCUGUGCCCCCACCUCCACCCCCCAGUGCCACGGGGACUGUGGGUGCAGAUGUGCCCCCGGCUUCAGAUUACUAUGAUGCUGAAAGCCUGCUAUGA
Molecule: messenger RNA, 525 nt
Organism: Pteronotus mesoamericanus
Lineage: Eukaryota; Metazoa; Chordata; Mammalia; Chiroptera; Mormoopidae
Gene: PRR29
Product: proline rich 29
Exons: 6
Coding region: 1-525 (174 amino acids)
Source: RefSeq, a predicted model, not a curated record